Molecule: messenger RNA, 924 nt
Organism: Impatiens glandulifera
Lineage: Eukaryota; Viridiplantae; Streptophyta; Magnoliopsida; Ericales; Balsaminaceae
Product: mitochondrial uncoupling protein 5-like
Exons: 2
Coding region: 61-924 (287 amino acids)
Biological process (GO): malate transmembrane transport; oxaloacetate transport; thiosulfate transport
Molecular function (GO): oxaloacetate transmembrane transporter activity; thiosulfate transmembrane transporter activity; succinate transmembrane transporter activity
Source: RefSeq, a predicted model, not a curated record
ACAAAAUUCAAUUCAGUUGCUUUAUUUAUUUAUUUAUUUAUUUAUUAAACCUUGUUAGAGAUGGGUUUGAAAGGAUUUGCUGAAGGCGGCAUCGCUUCUGUAAUUGCUGGUUGUUCCACGCACCCUCUUGAUCUGAUCAAGGUUCGAAUGCAGCUACAGGGAGAAGGCCAUGUCAAACAACUCCAUUCACUCCCCCCUGCCUUUGCCUACAAUUCCGUUGGUGCCGCAGCCACAUUAAUCUCUGCACCACCCAAGGUCGGACCCGUCUCCGUCGGGAUCAAGAUUUUCCAGACGGAGGGUGUCGCCGCCCUAUUCUCCGGUGUCUCCGCCACCGUCCUCCGCCAGACACUCUACUCCACCACCCGGAUGGGUCUCUACGAGAUCCUCAAGGAAAAAUGGUCUGAUUCCAGCUCCGGUUAUCUCCCUCUCGGCCGGAAAAUCGCCGCCGGUCUAUUCGCCGGAGGGAUUGGGGCAGCAGUAGGUAAUCCUACAGACCUUGCAAUGGUUAGGAUGCAAGCCGACGGUCGACUACCGGUUUCUCAACGCCGGAACUACAAGAGUGUGUUUGAUGCCAUCACGCAAAUGUCAAAGCAGGAGGGGAUUGCUUCUCUGUGGCGUGGUUCGUCUCUUACUGUGAACCGAGCUAUGAUCGUCACUGCAUCACAGCUUGCAUCGUACGAUCAAGUGAAGGAGAUGAUCUUACAGAAUGGUGUGAUGAAGGAUGGACUGGGGACCCACGUGAGCGCGAGUUUUGCUGCGGGGUUUGUGGCUGCGGUGGCCUCGAACCCAAUUGAUGUGAUCAAGACUCGGGUCAUGAACAUGAAAGUAGAGCCCGGAAUGAGACCACCUUAUAAUGUGAAAUAUUUGUGUCUAUCUAAAUAUUUUGUAGGUGAAAAUAAUGCCAAAAUGAGUAAAGAAAAAUAA